Molecule: messenger RNA, 1110 nt
Organism: Polyodon spathula (Mississippi paddlefish)
Lineage: Eukaryota; Metazoa; Chordata; Actinopteri; Acipenseriformes; Polyodontidae
Product: transmembrane protein 250
Exons: 2
Coding region: 500-919 (139 amino acids)
Source: RefSeq, a predicted model, not a curated record
UCUUCACGUAAAUAUUUUUGACGUGCAUCCCAUUGAGAGUUUAAUUGUUUGCAUGUAGGUAUUUUAGAUUUGCUAAAUCAUUGUUUUGUUACUUAUUUGGACUGUACCUGUGUUUAUCGCCCUGUCCGCACAACCCUGUGUUGAACUUGGAGCACCGGAUAUACCAUGUGUACGCCUCUGGUUUAUGAUACAACAUCCAGAGUGGUAUUCUGACAUCCCUGGCAUGAGUGUUGUAUGUUGCAUUUUCUAGGGUACCGCCUGAAAUGAGUCGCUUCAUUGCAAGCCACCACAGCAAGGCCAGAUGUCAUCAGUGUUUAACUGAAACCGAACGGCUCCGUAUCAGGAUCUAGCGGAAUGCUGGCUGGCCUAGCUGGAGAUAUUGGUAUCGUAGUUGAUCGCAGGUCCCUGGUGUGUGUCGGUGGAUGAUGUGGGACUGUGCUCCAUAGGAAGGGCAUUGUUACAGGGACUCCAUGAAGCCUGGGGCUCGCUGUCCUUGCCCAUGCCUGUGAUCCCCAUCCCUCGACGGGUGCGCUCGUUCCAUGGGCCCCACACCACUUGCCUGCACUCUGCCUGCGGGCCAGUGCGCACCACUCAGCUUGUGCGCACCAAGUACAACAACUUUGACUUGUACCUGAAGUCACGCUGGAUGUAUGGCUUCAUUCGUUUCCUCCUCUACUUCAGUUGCAGUCUCUUCACCUCUGUACUGUGGGUGGCGCUUUCUGCCCUCUUCUGCCUGCAAUAUGUAGGCAUCAGGGUCUUCCUGCGCUGCCAGUACAAGCUCUCCAUUGUCCUGCUGCUCCUGGGCCGUCGCCGACUGGACUUCAGCCUGCUCAAUGAACUCUUCAUCUAUGGUAUCCACGUCACCAUGCUGCUGGUUGGAGGUCUGGGCUGGUGCUUCAUGGUCUUUGUGGACAUGUAGCUGAGCAUCACAUUGACAGACUUGCUUUACACUGCAUAUCACAAAUGUCUCGCACUCGCUCUCUUUCUCUCCAACACAUUAUGUAUAUGUGUGUGUAGGGGAGUUUUCCUUUCCUUGAUUUAUUUAUUUGUAAUAGAAUUUCUUACAAAUGUUGCAUGUGUGAAGUUCAGAUUAAACAAACAUUUAUCUUU